AUGUCCAUGGGCUCGAUAUGGCAUGAGGGUGAAGCCAGGAGUAUGUCUGCGAUGGUCCUCCCCUUCAAUGCAUCAUCCCCCGGUUCGGCAGCUGCUUCAGUGUGGAUGAUUGGCGACCCACGCAAGGCACAUCUCAGCUACCAUUUUGCCUAUCCUCGACCUAUUCUGUUCGCAGGGGGGCGUUGA
Messenger RNA from Blastomyces dermatitidis ER-3, 186 nucleotides. RefSeq lists its product as uncharacterized. Lineage: Eukaryota; Fungi; Ascomycota; Eurotiomycetes; Onygenales; Ajellomycetaceae. The record is from RefSeq and is a predicted model, not a curated record. The transcript has a single exon. Bases 1 to 186 code for a protein of 61 amino acids.